Molecule: messenger RNA, 150 nt
Organism: Plasmopara halstedii
Lineage: Eukaryota; Oomycota; Peronosporomycetes; Peronosporales; Peronosporaceae
Exons: 1
Coding region: 1-150 (49 amino acids)
Source: RefSeq, a predicted model, not a curated record
AUGCUGAGUAAAAGCAAUUUUGGCGCGUACAUUCAUCUGCGGUACUUGGUGCAGGAGAAAAUAUUCUUCCAAAAGAAUCGCGGAGAUACUGCUAGUAGCCUUGGAAAUGCUCGCAAGGCAAAUACGGCUGUGAGCUACCGCUUCCAGUAA